Danio rerio (zebrafish) is the source of this 282-nucleotide messenger RNA. It is a transcript of the gene nptxrb, whose product is annotated as neuronal pentraxin receptor b. Lineage: Eukaryota; Metazoa; Chordata; Actinopteri; Cypriniformes; Danionidae. The record is from RefSeq and is marked validated.
AAGCUUAGUAUAUUAAACACCACAGAUCUGACGUGCAGCUCACACACUAUGAACAUAUGAAUGUAAAACUGUGUUUAGCAUCUUGUCGUGUUACCAUUGCAUUGCACCUCGUCCGACCCUUUCACAGUGAAAAGCUUAAAGGGAAGUGCCUGUGUUUAUUUGACUUUCGCUAUCGAUUGAUCAGCUGUGAUGUCAGUGUAGUGCUUCUUUAUAUUUGCACCACCAAGGAUCUGCAAUGAUAUUGUGACAAAUGUGGAUGAAAAUAUUAAAAAAUUAAGAGUG